This is a messenger RNA of Durusdinium trenchii, 3570 nucleotides long. The record is from the annotation of a GenBank genome assembly. Lineage: Eukaryota; Dinophyceae; Suessiales; Symbiodiniaceae.
AUGGAGGAGCAUAUUUUCGGUUCCAUCCCCAAGUCGAUUGGGGAUAAGUUCGAUGUGGUCGCAGAUGUGCUGGAUGCGGCAACAGACAGCUGUGGGCUGCGCCUGCUUCCAUUUGGGGUGGAGGGCACUUUGCUCGGCAUUGGGCUCCCCUUGCGUCGUGUUUCGAUUUACGGUUUGGAGGUUCAAGAACCUUUGGCCCCUUUCUUGCUUGAGCUCUGUGCUGGCUUUGGCGGCAUGUCCAUCGGUGCCUCCUUCUUUGGUGCUGUCCCUGUCGUCUCAGUGGAUUUCUCGCACACAGUGGCCGUGCAAGCGUCUUCGGUGGUGGACUUUGCUGAUCCCGUCCUACCGCAAUGGGGGACUUGGAGUGAGCCGGACGAAACUGAGCUCCAGUUGGACAUGGAGGAGCUCUCUCUCUACAUGGACCCCAGGGAGGUUGCCGCUUUGCUUGGUGUCCCAGACUCAGUCCUGCUUCCCUUGGGACCUCGGGAAAGCAAUUGUCUUUUGGGCCUCAUUGCGUCGCCUAUCCAGAUGGUUUGGAUCUAUGGCACCUUGGUUGAGAACUACCAAAUGGCUACUGGCUCAGAAGAGGUCCUUACGGCACUGGCCACCUUGGAGAACUAUAAACGUGAGCUGCUUCGGCAACUACAUGGGGGAUUUCCAGCUUUCGACACACCGCCUUGGCACUUCCAGCUUUGGUCCAAUGGGUCAUGCCUUGAGAUCCUGUGCAGCAGGGCUUCAACAGCAGGUUCAUUGGAAUGGGGUCAUCAUGGUCAGAUCUCCGAAGGGGGAUGCCUUCCCAUCUCUGAUGACUCGCUCCUGCAAGCACCGGGGCCUUAUCUACUUGAGAGUCACGGAAAGCAGCAAGCGAGGGAACGACCCACUGGACUCUUGGCCAUUGGCAUCGCUCAUGAGCACGAGCUGAUCAUCGAGUGCGUUGAGCCCGGCAGCUUUCUCUUCCAGGUGCUACGCAAGCAUAACUUGCAGCGCAUCCUGUUUCUGCGAGAUGACCUGGGCAGGGUCUAUGGCGCCGACUUCAGGCUUUGGCGGUCCUUGAGGCUUCUCACACUACCAUGGAUUGUCAGCGGAUGGCACACCUUGGUCGGCAGAGGACCACCUACCCAUGACACAGAUGGAGCAAGGCUCGGCCUGGGCGAUCCCAUCAUUUGGGCUACACUUCAGAGUCUGGUUCGGCAGUGUGGGCUCAUGGCUGCUGGCCCGGUCUGGGUGUUCUCACCCAAGCAAGCGAACACUCUGCUGCGCACCUCCAUUCCACAAGGGCUCGAGGCAAGGGUCAUCCAGGGCCCUGCACAGGUCAUUUGCAUAUUCCCGGCUGACGAGCACUGGGCUUUACUUCAUGGAGUCAUUCAAAAUGGCAGCAUUCAAUGGACUUACUUCGAUGGACUUCGUGAUCGGCUUUUGGAUGUCGCUGUUCGGCUUUCUCAGCAGCUUGCCAUUUUGCUCGGUGCAUCAGUCACAAGCUUCGCUUCGACCACGCAUUACACCCAGCAGGCGGAGCACACAUGCGGCACCAUUGCUUUGCUCCAUGCUUGCCUUGUCUUGGGCUUUCCAGGUGGAUUUACUGAGGACAACAUCAAUCGGAUCCAUGGACACCUUCUUUUACAUGAUCGGAAGGCGGACUUCACUGGCUAUGGGCCACUUGGGCGGGCAGACACCCUUUCAGAGCUUGCCAGCCUUCUAAGCGAGCAUGGAGUCCCUGCUGAACAUUCGAGGGAUCGAGCAACUUUGGUGCUUGAGAAACUUGGGACAUCCUUGGUCCAGUCAGUGCUCAGAUCCAAGAUGCCAUGGGCCGCACUCAAAGCUGAAGCCAGCAAGCCUUCGUUCCGUCUUAGGCGUUGGAGCUUUUCCCACUUUGUUGACGAGGACGGGAAUCGAGUUAGUGCCAUUGACUUCCAAGAGGUUGCUGCCGACCAAAGUGGGAUCGCUCUUUGCAACGCAGAGGGGGCAGCUCCAUUCUUCUCUUCCAGCAGUCUUAGCUCGGAGGCACUGGCCUUGGCUCUCAUUGACCUGCCAGAGGAAGACAUCAUUGCGACAGCGAAGAUUCAGAAAUGCAUGAUCCCUGCCAAGUACAAAGCUACCGAGGAACCCGUUGUCUUUUUCGGCGGCCUCCUUCAACUUGGCGACGUCGCUGUCAAACGGAAAGCCUCUCAGAGCAUGCCUCAACCUGCAGUUGUUACUACCUCAGUCCUUAAGAUCCAAGCUUAUCGUGAUCUUCUUGGCACCUCCUGGGAGGCCGUAUCCAAAGCCCCCAUCCGAGAGCUGGCAGAGGCCACACCGGCCCUGCAACUCUGCAAGGAUAGCAAGUGCACUGGGAAGACAACCGACUGUCAAAAGGCACAUCCAGCUGUUGAUGAACAGUAUGAUGGGGUUAUCCUUGACCUCUGGAGCCGUCUCUUCACCACCAUGGAAGGCAAGAAGACGGAAGCCCAGGAGGCCGACUGCUUCUCAGUUUUGCUCCGGGUUCCCUCCUCGAUGGUGUCACAGAUCUUGCAACAACAGCCGGUCGGCUUCUUCUUCGAGCCGAGAUGUCAAACCACCAAGGGCCCGGACCCAAGGUACAAAGUGAUUUGGCUUCCUGGACUCGAUCAUCUCGCUGCCUCACAUCAAGCAAAGACCUGCUCCAAAACCGUUUGUCUCAUGCGCAUCAAGCAGCGCUUCGGGGUUCGAGUCCUGGCCAAAGACGAAGAGACAGCAUUCAAGGCAUUGCGACCCGGGGUACCCUACAUGGACGUCGAGGUCAAACAAAUCUACAAUCUCAUGCCGCUCCCACACGGCACUCAGAAGUCAGCAGUCAGCGCACUCUUGAAAGAGUGGAACUGGGCAGCUAAGCCACUACAGCCUGGGAAGGGGAAUGCCGAUUACAUGGCAUGGACAGUGGGUGCAGCUACGCCUCCUCCACAGCCUAUUAUGCCAGGGUUCAAGCUUGACAUCCUCAUCACCGAGGUCUUCAAACGAGCAUCCACAACCACCAAGCCGACGGUCAUGGCAACCCGCAAAACUGAGCAGCACAUUCGCAGCGCUGCAGCGGGACCUCCAGCCUCCAAUGAUCCAUGGCAUAACGGCCAGAGCAAAGACCCUUGGGCCAACUUUCGGUCCUCACAGCCAGCCAGCUCCACCGCAGCGCCUGCUGCACCAGCACGCAGGUAUGAUGACCUAGCAAAAGAGAUCAGGCAGGACAUCCAGCACGAUCUAGAUUCCAAGCUGAAGCAAAUCGGCACUGCCAAUCCAGACACCGACCAGCGCCUACUACAACUUGAGAGUGGACUGGCCGAAAUCCAAGCACAAAACAAGCAAUUCACUCAGUGGUUCGGCGAUGUUCACCACACCUGCCACAGCACACAGGCCUCCAUCAGCGAGCUUCAACAACAGGCAGUACACCAACAGCAAGAGCUCCAAAGAUUGGGACAAGAAGUCCAAAAUGGGCAGGCCAAAUUCCAGCAGUUAGUCCAGACAGCAGUGCACGAGGUCAAGAGUGAUUUCGCCAAAGAGAUGAAUGGCCGCUUUGACACGUUGGAGGCCAUGAUGGCCAAGAAGGCCAAACACGAGGCUUGA